Cotesia glomerata is the source of this 2144-nucleotide messenger RNA. RefSeq names its product protein scalloped (gene scalloped). Gene Ontology annotation, molecular function: DNA-binding transcription factor activity, RNA polymerase II-specific; RNA polymerase II cis-regulatory region sequence-specific DNA binding. The transcript is spliced from 10 exons. The coding region runs from base 277 to 1644 and encodes 455 amino acids. Gene Ontology annotation, cellular component: transcription regulator complex. The record is from RefSeq and is a predicted model, not a curated record. NCBI's taxonomy places the organism in Eukaryota, Metazoa, Arthropoda, Insecta, Hymenoptera, Braconidae. Gene Ontology annotation, biological process: hippo signaling; regulation of transcription by RNA polymerase II; embryonic organ development.
UUUUAUUUACCGAUAAAUUAUUGAAUUUUAAAAUAAAAUAGUGUAAUUAACUGACUAAUAUCUUCGCGCGCUCAAAAGCAGCUGGGACGCGCGCGUUUUUCGCCGCUCCCCAACGAACUUUUUAACCGUGGCCUCCUAUCGCGUCACGCGCAGGAAAGCCCGAAUUCCCCGCGACUUGGAUGGAUACUGUGCAUUAUUUUUGGAGUAAGUUCCAAUGCUGUCCUGACUUCUAAUUGAUCAUUCAUCUAAAUUUUUAAGAAGCUCUACUUCCAUGCUAUGCAUUCCAUGAUAAUUACACCAGGCAGUGCGGUGGCUGCAGCCGACACCAUUUCUUCGCCGUGGACACCUGCGAGUUCCGGGCCGCCGCCCGAUGCCAACGGCUCCGGCUCGGAUACGAAGAACCUCGAUGUUGGCGAUAUCAGCGAUGACGAAAAGGAUUUAUCGGCGGCAGAUGCAGAAGGCGUAUGGUCGCCGGAUAUCGAACAGAGCUUCCAGGAAGCUCUUACAAUAUAUCCGCCUUGCGGUCGACGUAAAAUUAUCCUCUCCGAUGAAGGAAAGAUGUAUGGUCGAAAUGAACUGAUUGCUCGAUAUAUAAAGCUUAGGACCGGUAAAACGAGAACGCGAAAGCAGGUUUCCUCACACAUUCAAGUACUAGCGAGGAGAAAGCUUCGUGAAAUACAGGCUAAGCUUAAAGUGGAUCACAUGACGAAGGAGAAAACUCUACAGACAAUGUCGAGUAUGUCAAGUGCACAGAUUGUGUCAGCUGGGAGUAUAAUACACAACAAGAUGCCCUCUGCCUUCAUCGGGACCCUUGCCCUUCACGCUUCCAACCCCUCCUAUCCUGGACCGAACUUCUGGCAACCUGGAUUGCAACCCGGAACAUCGCAAGAUGUCAAGCCAUUUUCACAGCCAGCUUACACGGGAAAACCAGCGACUGCGGUAUCUAGCGGUGACAUGGUACAGGCACAACCACCUCCACCCUGGGAAGGACGUUCGAUUGCCACACAUAAGCUGAGACUUGUCGAGUUUUCAGCAUAUAUGGAUCAACAUCGAGAUCAAGACAUUUACCAUAAACACUUGUUCGUCCACAUAGGAGGAUCAGCGACUUAUACGGAUCCACUUCUAGAAGCCGUUGAUGUCAGGCAAAUUUAUGACAAAUUUCCAGAAAAGAAAGGAGGUUUAAAAGAGCUCUAUGAUAAGGGACCACAAGCAGCUUUCUUCCUUGUUAAAUUUUGGGCGGAUCUCAAUACAAAUAUCCAAGACGAGGCUGGCGCUUUCUAUGGUGUAACAAGCCAAUAUGAAAGCACCGAGAACAUGACGAUAACAUGUUCGACAAAGGUAUGUUCGUUUGGAAAACAAGUGGUAGAGAAGGUGGAGACUGAAUAUGCAAGGUUUGAGAAUGGAAGGUUUGUUUAUCGUAUCAGUCGUUCGCCUAUGUGUGAAUACAUGAUAAACUUUAUUCACAAACUCAAGCAUCUGCCAGAAAAAUAUAUGAUGAACAGCGUGCUUGAGAAUUUCACAAUUCUUCAGAUUGUUACAAAUAGAGAUACACAAGAAACGUUAUUGUGUACAGCGUAUGUCUUUGAAGUGUCGACGUCUGAACAUGGUGCUCAGCAUCACAUAUACAAACUGGUCAAAGAUUAGUCUGAUAAAAUCUGCUCGCCAUGCAGCCAUCCACCCCCAUCAGUGCCUACCACUACCACCACUACAUUUAAUCAUUCAUUUAUAAAUACACACAUUUACGCUUGUAAAUGUUUAUUAAUUCGCAUACAUUUACGCGACAUAUAUACAUAUAUAUCACCACUAAGAUAUAUAUUUAUAUAUCUAUCAGUAAAAAGUAAGAACAAUAAUAUAAAUAUUAUUCACUAAUUAUCUGCAACUACAACUAUAAUAGUAAAAACUGGUACCACUACAAUACACAUUGUUAGUAUGUAAUUAUUACAUACUUGUGUAUUAAAUGUAUCAUCAGGUAUGGUGUACUUGGAUCAAAACUUUUAACUUUUUUGUUUUAUAUUGUUACUUUAUCGUGAUAACGUAAAUCAAUACUUAUGAAUUCGUUUGUAAGCUGUGAUCUCAAAUGAUUUACGUUACUCAUUUAUCCGCGAGGGUAUAUUUAUAAAUUAACUUCAAAUAUUUUUUUUUAA